Notodromas monacha is the source of this 1410-nucleotide messenger RNA. The record is from the annotation of a GenBank genome assembly. Lineage: Eukaryota; Metazoa; Arthropoda; Ostracoda; Podocopida; Cyprididae.
AUGUCAUUGGAUGGAGGAAAGCAGAAUGAAGACGCAGUUGCUUUCAUGCCAGUGGUGAGCAGCUCGGCGCGUGUGACUGGGCCACGCCGCGUGGAGCUGGUUUCCGAGAAGGUGGUGUACCGCACGAACCUUCAGAAGCCGGCCAAGGUCGGCCUCCUCAUGGUCGGCUGGGGCGGCAACAAUGGCAGCACGUUGACGGCGGCUCUUGUGGCCAAUCGGAACAGGGUCUCGUGGCGCACUCGGACCGGCCGCCAUGGGAUGAAUCUGGCUGAUGCGUUGGAUCGGGCGCAAGUGUUGGAGCCUGAACUGCGUGACCAGGUGCGGUCCGAGUUGAGCAGCAUGGUGCCGAUGCGGGCCCCGUUCUAUGCGGACUUUGUCGCGGGCAACCAGGCAGAGCGGGCAGACAACGUGUUGCCCGGUGGAGAUGGGGACAAAGCGGGGCAUCUGGCCCAGCUGCGCGGGGACUUGCGGGCAUUCCGUGCUGCGCAUCCCGGCAUGGACAAGGUGUUUGUCGUGUGGACUGCCAACACGGAGCGACUCGCCCGAGUGGAUGAGCCCGGUGUCCACGACUCGGCCGACGCCCUGCUCCGGGCCAUCCAGACGUCCCACCCGCAGGUGUCGUGUUCCACGCUGUUUGGCGUGGCAGCUGCCCUCGAAGGCGCCGUCUACAUCAAUGGCAGCCCCCAGAACACGUUUGUGCCCGGGCUCGUGGACCUGGCGACCCGAUGCGGCACCCACGUGGCCGGCGAUGACUUCAAGAGUGGCCAGACGAAGCUCAAGAGCGUGCUGGUGGACUUUUUGGUGGGUGCCGGACUGCGGCCCGUGGCCAUUGCCAGCUACAACCACUUGGGCAACAACGACGGCCGGAACCUGAGUGAAGCCGCCCAGUUCCGCGCCAAGGAGCUGAGCAAGACCAACGUGGUGGACGACAUGGUGGCCAGCAACCCGGUGCUGUAUCCGCCCACUAAUAAUAACAACAACAAGUCCCAUCAGCUGAUGCAUAUGAUGGGGCCCGACCACCUGGUGGUCAUCAAAUACGUGCCUGCAGUCGGGGACAGCAAGCGAGCCAUGGACGAGUACGAGACAGAGAUCUUUAUGGGCGGGCGGAGCACGAUUGCCGUGCACAAUGUGUGCGAAGACUCUCUGCUGGCUGCCCCACUCAUCCUGGACCUGGUUUUGCUGGCAGAGCUCUUGACAAGAGUCAAGACUGCUGGCAAGGACGAGACAUUCCGAAGCAUGAACACGGUGUUGUCUUUGCUGAGUUACAUGCUGAAGGCGCCACUGGUGCCCGAGGGACGCCCGGUUGUGAAUGCCCUGUUCAAGCAACGGGCGGCCAUUGAGAAUCUCUUCCGCGCACUUGUGGGUCUCCCGCCAGUUGACCCGCUGUGCAUCGAACAAAGACUUGCCUGA